AUGAGAAACAGAGCCUUCUUGCAGUUCUCCUUUUCGCCCAUUAUGACUACUCUUGUGUUGGCUGCCGUGUCAACUUCCUUCUUUUCAACCCUGAUUCUUGUGUCUGUCUUUGAUUCUACAACUCUGCGAUUCUUCCCGUCUCUUCCAAUGACAAAGCCAGCGACAUCUCCUGGACACUCAAAAGCAAGACAACCUAUCUCC
Molecule: messenger RNA, 201 nt
Organism: Geodia barretti
Lineage: Eukaryota; Metazoa; Porifera; Demospongiae; Tetractinellida; Geodiidae
Source: the annotation of a GenBank genome assembly